AUGCAAUGGGACGACAGGCAUGAAGCAAAGGAGGAUAUACAAACACAAAAUGAAAAUGAGGAAAAAAGCGAGGAUGAAAAUGACGAGGAAUCAGAGAAAAAAGAAUUUGAUAAAAAUGUUAAAGAAUUGAAUGAUAUGUUCGAAAAUGACAAAUGUGCUACAAACGUUUUCAAGGCAAUAUUAAUUCAAACAUAUCGCAUAAGAUCAAAGUUUAUGUUAAACAAUAAAAUGUUGGUUGCCGACAUUAUUAGUCAAAUGAAAUUCGUCAAUACAUUGCAAUAUGUAAGAACCAAGUAUCUUGGUUUCCUGUAGUGAGAUACAUAUCGAACUAAAGCAAUCUAAUGCACUGACAGGAUCAAAACAACCCUAGUAAAAAUCGUAGACACUUCUUAAAAUUAUCUUACUAAGAUCUUAUAAUUCAUAAUUAAUGCUAUAAUUGUUUACGAAGUUAAUAAUUAAGUUAAAAACCUUUUUGAACUUUUUCUCUUCGUAUUUUAUUAAUAAAAUAAUAAAAUUAACUAGACGUUUCGAUAUGUUAACAUAUCAUCCUCAGUA
Didymodactylos carnosus is the source of this 555-nucleotide messenger RNA. NCBI's taxonomy places the organism in Eukaryota, Metazoa, Rotifera, Eurotatoria, Philodinida, Philodinidae. The record is from the annotation of a GenBank genome assembly.